UGUAAUUGUGAGCGCGCAGCAGUAGCUUGACGACAAGAGACACACAAGACUGGAAGAGAACAGAAGAGGCGAAUUGGAGAAAAAGGGAGGCAUUGUGUUGCGUCAGGUAUUGACACCCUCUUACGCUGCUCCCGGAUCAUUAUUUCAGCAGCUGUGGGACGGUAAAACGCGAGACAAGAAAGUGGUGUCCGUGGCAACACGCCAUCACACUUUCAUAUACGCAUAGGCACACACACAGUCGCAUCACGUGGUGGCUCUUGUUUUCGCAUUGCAUGUGCGUCUGCAGGCAUAUACAGGUUAGAAUUUCAAAAGGAAGUGGUGUGUGUGGUAGAGGCUCAGACCAGAGCUCUGUCUGUCGUGGUGCCGGAUUAUCUGUCAGCAGCAGCGAAAAUGUCGAGCCGUAAGCAUACUACUCAAAGCAGCAAUAGUCCUCCAGGUGGGGUGCCUGGCCUCAAACAGAUCGAUCUCGAUCAAAUCUGGGGCGACCUCAAAGAGGGUAUCGAGCAAGUUUACAAACGUCAGAGUAUGGCCAAACCUCGCUACAUUUGCCUGUACACUCAUGUUUACAACUAUUGCACGAGCGUCCACCAGCAGGCCAACUCUAGGCAACCGACCAAGAAGGAUAAAGGUGUCAACGGUGGUGCUCAAUUGGUCGGGUUAGAGCUGUACAAAAGGCUGAGCAAGUUCCUUAAGGAUUAUCUUGUAAACUUGCUACAAAAGGGAGUCGAUUUGAUGCAUGAGGAUGUACUCUACUUCUACACAAAUCAGUGGGAGGAGUACCAGUUCAGCAGUAAGGUACUCAACGGCGUUUGCGCUUAUCUCAAUCGCCACUGGGUUCGACGAGAGUGCGAGGAAGGACGUAAAGGCAUCUACGAAAUUUAUCAGUUGGCCUUGGUCACCUGGCGAGAUCAGAUGUUUAAGCAUCUCAAUAGACAAGUCACCAAUUCAUGCCUCAAGCUCAUAGAGCGAGAAAGAAAUGGUGAAACUAUAAACAAUCGAUUGAUCAGUGGUGUAGUUAAUUGUUAUGUCGAGUUGGGACUUAACGAGGAGGAUCCUGGUGCUAAAGGACAGACACUUAGUGUCUAUAAGGAUGCUUUCGAGAAUCACUUCCUAGAGGACACCGAUAGGUUUUACACAAAUGAAAGCACAGAGUUUCUUCGACACAAUCCUGUCACCGAAUACAUGAAGAAAGUUGAGCAAAGGCUGUACGAGGAGGAGAAGCGCGUUCAAACUUAUCUCCACCAAGCCACUCAUGAUAGGCUGGCAAAGACUUGUGAGAGGGUACUCAUUGAAAAGCACUUGGAUAUUCUUUAUGGAGAUUUUGAGAACCUGCUGGAUUCUGAUAAGAAUGAUGAUCUUGGAAGAAUGUACACACUUGUGGCCAAAGUGCCUAAUGGCCUAGGUGAAAUGAGAAAUCUUUUGGAAAACUACAUUACCACCCAAGGACUUUCAGCUAUCGACAAGUGUGGCAAUGAUGCUGCCAAUGAUCCUAAAACUUAUGUGAAUACCAUCUUAGAUGUUCACAAAAAAUAUAACAGAAUGGUAUUGGCUUCUUUUAAUAAUGACAGUGGUUUUGUAGCUUCUUUGGACAAAGCUUGUGGCAAGUUCAUCAAUACAAAUGCUGUAACUAAAUCAGCAUUUAGCACAACUAAAUCGCCAGAGUUACUGGCCAAAUACUGUGACCUUUUACUUAAGAAGAGCAGCAAGAAUCCAGAGGAAGCGGAAUUAGAGGAUACUCUAAACCAGGUUAUGAUUGUUUUCAAAUACAUUGAAGACAAAGAUGUUUAUCAGAAAUUCUACAGUAAAAUGCUUGCCAAGAGAUUAGUUCAACAGAUUUCUGCUAGUGAUGAUGCAGAAGCUUCUAUGAUCUCAAAGCUCAAGCAGGCUUGUGGUUUCGAGUACACAUCAAAACUACAAAGAAUGUUUCAAGAUAUUGGAGUUUCAAAGGACUUGAAUGAAGCUUUUAAAAGACAUCUUUUAAACUCAGCUGAACCUCUGGAUUUAGAUUUCAGCAUACAUGUCUUGUCAUCUGGCUCUUGGCCUUUUCAACAAUCUAAUUCAUUUGCCCUGCCAAAAGAAUUAGAGCGAUCGGUUCAUAGAUUUACAACCUUUUACAGUUCACAGCACAAUGGAAGAAAAUUGAAUUGGCUGUAUCAAUUGUCAAAGGGUGAAAUUAUUACAAAUUGUUUCAAAAACCGAUACUCCUUCCAGGCUUCAACUUUCCAAAUGGCUGUUCUACUACAAUAUAAUCUGUCAACUACAUGGACAUUGCAGCAUUUGCAUGAAUCAACACAAAUUAAAAUGGAUGUGCUUCAACAAGUUGUUGAGAUUUUGUUGAAAGCUAAACUUCUCGUUAUGAGAAAUUGUGAAACUGAAUUAGACCCAUCAACCCCAUUAGAUCUUUUUGUUGGUUACAAAAAUAAGAAAUUGAGAGUGAACAUUAAUGUACCAAUCAAGGCAGAAGUAAAGGUUGAGCAGGAAACCAUGCACAAACACAUUGAAGAAGAUAGGAAACUUCUGAUACAAGCUGCGAUUGUAAGGAUCAUGAAAAUGCGGAAAACUUCGAAGCACCAACAACUAGUUGCUGAAGUUUUGAAUCAACUAAGCUCGAGGUUCAAACCUAAGGUCCCAAUCAUCAAGAAAUGUAUAGAUAUUCUUAUUGAGAAGGAAUACUUGGAGCGUGCUGAUGGUCAUAAGGAUACAUACAACUAUUUGGCGUGAUGUGAUUUCGAAUAACGACACAAGAGUCAUGAGCAUAAACCAAAAGUGAUCAUAUUCAAUAAUUAUUUAUCAACAUGAAAGUGUUUAUUUAUGAAAAAAAGCAAUUUACAUUUUUGGCUGAGUGCCUUUGUGUCGUGUUCUUUUUCAAAGUUGUAUUUAGGACUGAUUUAUCAUAAUGAGUUUGAAGGAAAUCAUGUAGUUAUAUCACAAAAACCAGAUUUAGUAAUUUACUUUUAUAAUUUAUAGUAUUUCUUUUUGCAUUCUACUUAACAAAAUCCAUAAUUUGAUCAUUAUUCUUUUUUACUCACGCUUCAAACACAAAAUAUUCUUUGACUGACUAUGUUAAGGAAGUAUUAAUAACUUUAUUAGUUUUAUUAUAAAAUUGUGGAUCAUUACAUCGGAUUUUUAUUUUCAAUAUUUCGUUUUUUCCAUGGGCAUUACAUCAGGUCAGAUGAGGUAUUUAACUUAAAUUAGCGCAAUGAACGUGAUAUAAACUUAGCAAAAAGAAAUGUUCCUCGUCUAUUUUCUUACUUUUGUAAUCCCAAACUCGUCUUAGAUAGUAAUAACGAUGUAAGUUAUGACGUAAAUGUUGGAAAAAAAUAAAUUCUUGAAGAUAUUUU
Molecule: messenger RNA, 3341 nt
Organism: Phymastichus coffea
Lineage: Eukaryota; Metazoa; Arthropoda; Insecta; Hymenoptera; Eulophidae
Product: cullin-1-like
Exons: 2
Coding region: 391-2721 (776 amino acids)
Biological process (GO): protein ubiquitination; SCF-dependent proteasomal ubiquitin-dependent protein catabolic process
Cellular component (GO): SCF ubiquitin ligase complex
Molecular function (GO): ubiquitin protein ligase binding
Source: RefSeq, a predicted model, not a curated record